Molecule: messenger RNA, 837 nt
Organism: Drosophila takahashii
Lineage: Eukaryota; Metazoa; Arthropoda; Insecta; Diptera; Drosophilidae
Gene: Hr83
Product: Hormone receptor 83
Biological process (GO): cell differentiation; regulation of transcription by RNA polymerase II; anatomical structure development
Molecular function (GO): RNA polymerase II cis-regulatory region sequence-specific DNA binding; nuclear receptor activity; zinc ion binding
Source: RefSeq, a predicted model, not a curated record
AUGUCGAACCUAAGUGCCUGCGCAGUGUGUGGCGAUCAGAGUUCCGGGAAGCACUACGGCGUGGCCUGCUGCGAUGGGUGCUCGUGCUUUUUCAAGCGGAGCGUAAGGCGUGGAAGUAGCUACGCCUGCAUCGCCCUCGCCGGAAACUGUGUAGUGGACAAGGCGCGAAGGAACUGGUGCCCCUCCUGCCGCUUUCAGCGAUGUCUGGCUGUGGGAAUGAACGCCGCCGCCGUUCAGGAGGAGCGAGGUCCGCGCAACCAGCAGGUGACCCCCUACCGGAACGCCCCAAGACAUCCUGGGCAAUCUGUGCCAGCGCCAUGUCCAACGGCCCGUUCCCAGGCGCUGCACUUCCAGAUCCUCGCCCAGAUCCUCGUAACAUGCUUGCGACAGGCGAAGGCCAAUGAACAGUUCGCUCUUCUGGAUCGCUGCCAGCAGGACGCCAUCCUGCAGGUGGUGUGGAGCGAGAUCUUCGUCCUGCGAGCCUCUCAUUGGUCCCUGGACAUCAGCGCCAUGAUCGAGGGAUGCGGCGAUGACCAGCUAAAGCUGCUCAUCUUCGAGGCCCAUCAGCUGAAGGCCGACGUGCUGGAACUAAAUUUCCUGGAAUCGCUAAUUUUGUGCAGAAAGGACCUGGCUAUCAGUACGGAGUACGCCGUCAUCCUAGGAAGCCACUCAAACGCCGCUCUGGUUUCAUUAGCACGGUAUACUAUGCAGCAAUCGAAUUAUCUCAGGUUUGGACAACUCCUUCUCGGUCUGAGACAGCUCUGCUUAAAACGUUUUGACUGCGCAUUAUCGUGUAUGUUUCAAACGGUGGUUGGGGACAUACUGAAAUCACUGUAA